Pieris brassicae (large cabbage white) is the source of this 4005-nucleotide messenger RNA. Its product is annotated as sodium/hydrogen exchanger 10-like. Bases 13 to 3933 code for a protein of 1306 amino acids. Gene Ontology annotation, molecular function: monoatomic ion channel activity; sodium:proton antiporter activity. The record is from RefSeq and is a predicted model, not a curated record. Gene Ontology annotation, biological process: proton transmembrane transport. Gene Ontology annotation, cellular component: membrane. The transcript has 22 exons. Lineage: Eukaryota; Metazoa; Arthropoda; Insecta; Lepidoptera; Pieridae.
UUUUGUAUCUCUAUGGCCAUGCCGAAAAUGUUGUGUAUUUAUAUUUUUUCGAUAUUAUUUUUUAUGGUUAAUACACAAAGUUUAAAUGAAACACAUAGUGUGGAUUUGCAAGGAAAAGUAGAUGAAAUGAAGACACCACCUAUAGCAUACCCAACGUCCUUGGCAUUUCUUUUCAUAUUCCUAACACUUUUAGUUGGUGUAAUAGUAAGAGCCGUCAUGCUGAGUACCACAAUGUGUAUACCAUAUAGAGUGGUAAUGUUCAUCUUUGGGGGAUUUCUCGGAUUUUUUGCCCAUAAAUAUCCGGCAUUCAAACCGUUUGUUACGAUCUGCUACAUAGACGUUGAUUUGCUACUGACGGCUUUCCUGCCGAUAAUACUGUUUUUCACAUCUUAUAGCGUUGAUUCUCAUUCAUUUUGGAAGAGUUUUCCUCAAAUUUUAAUGGUUGGCGUUGCGGGUGUGCUGCUCACUGCUCUGAUGGCAGCCUUCAUGGCAUAUUAUUUGAUUGGAUCUUCUUGGAGUUUUACCACUGCUCUGCUGUUUGGUAUCGUCUGUUCGCCUAUAUAUCCCGUCGAAAUCGUUACGCAGUUAAAAGAACUUACCAAGGGUAAAAACAUUAGCGUGUUGCUACUGGGAGAAGGUUUAAUAGGUGAUGCGACUGUUAUGAUCGAGUUUACAGCAGUACUUGGAUAUCUAGCGUCAGCUCUCACUGAUGCAUCCCAAAUUUCUAUAAUGUUGAUACGAUUCGCGGGGGGCGGAGUGUUACUAGGCUUGGUUAUGGGAAAGAUUACAUCUGGAUUGCUAUCUAUUACAUAUUACGAUUUGUUAUGCAGUGUUACUCUGACGUUGGCCGGUGCAUACUUAACGUACUAUAUUGGUGAGAAAUUCUUUUACGUAUCCGGCUUGUUGGGGACUGUUAUUGCGGGAGUUAUGGUGAGCACGACGAAGUCAACCGUUUCCGCGGAAGUGGAGCAAAUUGUGUCACACUUUUGGAGGAUUCUAUCGCAUAUAGCGAAUACAUUGGUGUUUACGAUUGUUGGAGUGGUCAUAUUUGAAAAGUUGUGCUAUGUUAUAUCUGUGAGACAAGUGGCGUUGGUGUUUGUGACGUAUACUACAGUAUAUGCGUCAAGGUUAUUUGUGUACGCGGCUAUGACUCCUAUUUUGAGAAAUAUAGGGUAUGGAAUGUCUUGGCAGCAUGCGAUGGCCUGUGUUUGGGGUGGCUUACGGGGACCAUUAUCCCUCUGUUUGGCAUUAAUUGUUCUUGAAACACCGUUGACUGCGGAUUUCGGGGAGGUCUUUAUAAUCCAAACUGCUGGGCUAGUUUUGUUAUCUCUUCUCAUAAAUGCAACCACUAUUACCAAAGUCUUGAAGAUCCUAGGCCUAGCAGAAAUAUCCCUCGCCAAAAAGGCCAAUAUGACGAACUGUGUGAAACGCAUUAUGAUGACGAGAGAUAGAUGUAUCUCUAUGUUGAAGAUGGAUAAGUUUCUUGCUGAUGCCAACUGGGACCUGGUACAGGCUAAUACAACAAUAAAACACCCAUACCAGCUGCAAAUGUCCGGCCGUGAUGAGGAUAGUGAUGACGACACGUAUAUGGGAUAUCAUUACACCACUUGUCCCGAUUGCGAAAGAGAGAUACCCAAUGAACCUACGAAAAAGGAAAUAGCGGAGAUGAUGAGGGAAGCUAAUCAAAGGGUGCUAAAAGCCCUCAAAAUAUCCUAUUGGCGUCAGUAUGAGCACGGUAAAAUAAGCAAAGACGGGGUGAGGACGUUAGUUCAAGCUGUCGAAGUGGCUGCGGACUCAGAUAAUGGGAAGAUUAAUUUGGACCAAUUGGGGACUCUGUGGAAGCCAAAGGUUCACGCGGUCUGGCUUCGUCGUAAACUGGUAGAUAUGAUGAUGCCAGACGCAGCGAACGCCCAGGUACCACGACAUCCCUGGCGACAGUAUUGCUAUCGCAUCAUUAGCAACAUUUGGUUCGACGGUUUCAUAUACAUAAUGAUAUUAUGUAAUACACCCGUUAUAUUGUGCGAAGUCGCUUUGAGGGGACCAGUCAGUCAUGAAGUGACUAUUGCUAUUAAAUCUUUAAAUUUGUUCUUCUUUAUAAUCUAUGUCCUAGAAAUGCUUAUUAAGUUCUAUGCUCUGACGAUUCGUGGUUAUUUCAAAUCUCAUUGGAAUAAACUAGACUUUUUCAUCAUUGUCAUGGCGACCGCAGAUUUAAUCCUCGAUAUAAUUGAUUCGGUAACAGUUUGGGAAAAAUGGAAUAAUUUAAAUUCAAGUGUUUUAACGGCGACGAAACUGUUGAGAAUGUUGCGAUUUUUACGGCUGUGCAAGUUGGCUCGGGUAUCUGUACCAAAGAUUAUGGCGUAUAUAGACCGAAUGAUAGAUAUACAACUGGCGUUUGGAUAUGACGUUGGAAAGGGAUUCGUAACAGGUGAAACUGAGGUGUGCAAUCUAUUGCCUCAACUGGUUGAUAAUCAGCAGAUUCAAGAAACCCUUUAUAAUAGACUCGAGGCUGACAGACUCGUUGUAACCCGCCAACUGGGUUUGUUACAAAGAGACAGGCCAUGGACUGCGAUCACAGUGAAAACGAGACAAGCAACCACAUCUACGCUCAAUAUAAUGCUCUCAGAUGCAAUUCAACUUAAGGAAGAAGGGUUUCUAGACGAAAUGGAGUAUCGUUUACUAGUGAACGCGAUACAAGAGAGAGUUCAAGCUAUUCGACAUAAGGGUAGCUUAGUUGCACCUUCUUUACCGGAGACCCAGCUCCGCGCCAUAUCCUGGCUUCAAGGCAACGAGAGAGUAGCUGACUUUUUCAUAGAAAACUCGGAGAUAUAUAAUUAUAAUAUUAACGAUGUAUUGAUAUUUAGAGGUGACCAGCCAAAAGGCCUUUACGUUUUGGUAUCAGGGCUGUGCGAAGCGAAAUACAUUCCACCAGACGACGAAAUGGAUGAGGCAAUUCCUAAUUAUGAGUUCCUCACGGAUUUGAAGUUCUCUGAACCGAGUCAGGAGUAUAUUGUUUCUGGGAAUGCUAUUGGAGUAUUGGGAGUGCUGACGAAUCGUCCUUACAACUAUACAGUACGCUGCGAUUCGGCCGUUCAGGCAUAUUACAUCACCAUACAAGUAGUCAAAGAUGCAUUCCAUAUUGCCCCACAUCCCAUUAUGGGGUUAGAAGCGUCAAUGUGGCGUGAAAUUGGUAUCAAGUUAUCUUUAAUGGUGCUACCAAACGUACCAGCUUAUCAUUCCUGGUCAAGCGAGAAAAUCAGUAUGCGAUUGGAACACGCUUUUGUGCCUUGCCUUAGAGCUUUUAAGAUAUUUGUGGUUGGUGAAUUAAUGGAAGAUAUAGUGCUGUUAGACGGAGUGUGUCAGGAUAUGGCUACUAGAGAGGUGUUCCAACCGCCUUGUUAUAUACCACGGACAGUCCAUCGUCUUAUAUUUCCAAAGUCAUCACAACUGGUCGUGUCCAGUCAGUGUCCAGAGACAAAAUUAUUAAUAGUCCCUGCAAAGGAUACAGACGAAUUGGACAUUAUGGAGGACGAACUUGACGAUUUGCAAUGCGAAAUGGUUUCCAACGCCUCCUCCCGUUGCCUAUACCACAGGGUGAUACGAAAGUUAUCUGUUGAAUCUCGGAAUAAGAGCGUUAUGCGCGGGCGCAAACGGAAGCGAGGGGCCAAACGGGUCAACUAUAGGGAGUCUGUGUGGGGAAAACAGACGUCUUCAUCAACAAUAGCGGGGGUAGGAUCUCAUACGGAUAAAGAACUGUCCAAGUAUUACAAACCAAGCUUAGAUAAUGUGCCUGAAAAUGUGGAAAUAUCUCAAAAUAACGGAGAAAACACAUCCCAGCAAAUACAGUCAGCGCGACAGUCUAGAUUGGAUUCUGAAAAAGAGAUUUUCAACACCAUGCUAUCCAAGACUAAAGGUAGAUCUUCGGACAGCAAAUAAUGAAUGAUAACUUUUAGUUAGCCUUUUCGAUGACUCUAUUUAUUUGCUUGUAAAAAUAAAAGAUACAUUAUU